This is a messenger RNA of Hyposmocoma kahamanoa, 2441 nucleotides long. Its product is annotated as pancreatic triacylglycerol lipase-like. The record is from RefSeq and is a predicted model, not a curated record. The coding region runs from base 80 to 1252 and encodes 390 amino acids. Lineage: Eukaryota; Metazoa; Arthropoda; Insecta; Lepidoptera; Cosmopterigidae. Gene Ontology annotation, molecular function: lipase activity. The transcript has 7 exons.
CUGUUAAGUAUUCAGCGUGCAAUGUCGACCUGCUUAUAGCGGUGUAUUCCUCCAGUGACCGCCGCGCCUGCGCAUCAGGAUGUCGCGAUCGCAAGUGCACUUCGCUUUCUUUGUUCUUGCUGUCGUUACUGAAUGCCUAGCGGAAUCCCAUAGGAACCCGAUUAAAGAAGCGCUGCUUCUUCACAAUGACAAUUUCAGCAAUGCUACCUUCGAGGACUGCAUCUGGCGACGCGAACGGGAACCCUGCCCAGAUCCUGACGUCAAACUUCAUCUUUACACUGAGGGUGCUACUGAAAAGCGAGUGGUAGAUCUAUCCAGUGAAGACUGGCUCCGGCAGAGCGGUUGGGAGCCGACACACGAGACCAUAUUGUUGAUACACGGGUACGCGGGUGGUGACGACUCCCUGCCCAUCACUGUGCUCAGGGAUGCCUACAUCCGUCGUGGAGGAUACAACGUGUUCAUGCUGGACUGGGGCAAUCUCUGCCAACCUCCAUGCUACGUGGCUGCAGUACACAAUCUGAGGCCCGUGGCGCGCUGCGCUGCAGAUGCCCUAGGGACCCUCCGACGCGCAGGCCUGCGGCCAGAUAGACUAACUUGCGUCGGACACUCUCUUGGUGCCCACAUGUGCGGCAUCAUUGCAAAUUUCUUGACGUUUAGAUUGAACCGGAUUAUUGGUCUAGACCCCGCUCGCCCACUCAUCAGAUCCGCACCUGCACUUCGCCUGGACCCAGGAGACGCACGCGCCGUCCAUGUAUUGCACACUAAUGCAGGGCGUUAUGGCGAGGCCUCGCGGUUGGGACACGCCGACUUUUGUUUGAACGGAGGUCGCAGCCAGCCUUAUUGCGAAGACACUCCUAAUGAGGCCCUCUGCAGCCACAUUUGGUCCCUCUGCUACCAAGCGGAGAGCCUGUUUCGUCCGCGCUCCGCCGCCCCGUGCGGCCGUCGGUGCUCCGUGCGGGUGCCACCGGCUCGGGCCUCUGCCUUGCCCGUGCCAUUAGGGCAACCGGCUCCUAUGACUGCUUCCGGCGCGUACUGCGUAGAGGAUUUCUCAACGCCAUUCUGCCCGACGUCAUCUCAGCCAAUCGGCGACGCGCGUUGUUGCCUCGACGCCCAAUACGCGGCCGCGGCCACCACGCCACCGCCACGCAAUCGCCCUCGUCCGAUCGUACGCUUACGCGCCAGACGGGUCAAAAAUAACAACCUCUUGGACAUCCUGGAGGACGAUGAGAACGGGAACUGGCACAAUGCGUGAUUUUCUGUCUUAUGAGAAAUGAUUACGUACUAAAUUUCAAAAAAAAUACUUAAUAAGUUUAAGUGUAGAAACAGACCUUUUUUGUUAAUUCCCGUUUUGGAUGGACCGUUAAACAUACAAUGCAAACGAAGUUUCAGCGUGACGAGUUACCUACUUUUAUUACCUAAAGAUUUGAGACUUGAGCAAUAGAUCAGAUCUAAAAACAUACCUAAUUCUGCCUUAGAAUCCGCAUCUUUCUUCUACAAGUAUAUACUAAGGCCACUUUACAUUGCAGCGGAACGAAAGAGUAUUUUGGCCUCAUUCGCGGGAAUGCUCGGGCAUGCGCGGGAAUGCUCGGGCAUGCGCGGGAAUGCUCGGGCAUGCGCGGGAUUGCUCGGGCAUGCGCAAGAACGCUCGGGCAUGCGCAAGAAUGCUCAGGCAUACGCGAGAAUGCUCGAAUAUGCGCGAAAGGCUGUAGUAGACGUUCAGUCCAAAUCUUUUACAUGACAAGGAUGAUGGACUGGGAUAAUGUUUUUGUUUCAAUCAUUUGUAAAGCAUAUUAUUUCAUGAUUAAAUUUUUAUUGAAUGUCACAAUGUUUCACAACCAUUUUUGUGAAAUGACUCCACUACUAUAUAUACAUAGAUAUUUCAUGAUCUAUCGAAAGCUUUUGGACAAUAUGAAGAUUUAUAUCUAGGUAUUUUUUACGACUUGUACCCAUGCAUGCAUGAACCUACAGCGACUGAAUUUUACAUUUCGACCAAAUAAACCAACUUCUCAUCUCAAUCCAUGUAUUUUUCUCGCACGGUGCGUACACGACCUAUUUCGUAGACGAUUGACAUUGCACUGCGCCUGCCUUCACGUCACUUUCUGCGGAUUUAUAAGUAUUCCCGAGAAUGCGCGAGAAUUGCUAUUUGGCCCCUAUCUGGUUUAUAUGUAGCACAAGUAAAUUACGCUACGUACAAAAAGUUCGUUAAAAAAAGCCGCUUCCAUUCUUUCCGCCGCAAUGUAAUUUGGGCUUUAUUAUUGAAAACUUCCAACAAAACUUUGUAAACUAAAGUCAAAGAAAAAGUAUUCCUUGUUUCGAAUCAUUGGUACUGUAUAAACUUACUUAAUUAUUUUAAAUUAAUUAAUUAUAAGUCAAGUUCAAUAUUGUAAGUCGAUUGGAGAAGUGACCAAAGAUGUUACGUAAUAAAUUAUUAAAUAAAUAAU